Molecule: messenger RNA, 906 nt
Organism: Cyphellophora attinorum
Lineage: Eukaryota; Fungi; Ascomycota; Eurotiomycetes; Chaetothyriales; Cyphellophoraceae
Exons: 1
Coding region: 1-906 (301 amino acids)
Source: RefSeq, a predicted model, not a curated record
AUGCCCGUCUCUACGAUCCUCCUUCUCAGACACGGCCACCGCCUGGCAUGGUCACUCGAUCCGAACACAGGCGAAUAUUCCUCCUCACAUCCCUUCCCCACACGACUCCCAGCCGAUCCACCACUGGCGUCGCAUGGCGUCAGUCAGGCGAAAGAGACGGGCUCGUUCCUGUCAAAAGAACUGUUCAAGCUUGCACAGGAGCAGCGGUUGGUGAUAUACUCGAGUCUGUUUUAUCGGUGUUUGGAGACUUUGCGGCCGACUGUGGAGUGCCUGCUGGAGGCACUGGACGACAACGACCGUGGGAAAGGACGGAAGAGUCUACAAGUACGGGGCGAGCGAGGACUGGGAGAGUGGUUUGGUCACGCGUGGUUUGAGCAGCCUGCGCCAGCGGAGCCGCGGUUUCUGAAGGAGAAGUUCUUCCCCUGGGUGGACGACACGUACCAGUCUUUGGUGAUACCAGACCGGCAUGGCGAAAGGAUAGAGGACUUGCAUGAGCGGAUAAAACGAGCGCUGAAGGCGGUGGUGGAUGACGUGGAUCGCGAGUAUGCAGAGGCUGGCCGAGAACGAGAGGAGGUGACAAUGCUGAUCUGUGGGCACGCGGCGCAGAUUAUCGCAAGCGGCAGGGCACUGACUGGGUGGAAGUUGGAGGAGCGGGAAGAUGGUGAGGGCUAUGACGAGGACGACUUUCAGUGCUUCACAUGCGGCAUUUCGAGGUUUGAGAGGAAGAAUGAGAAGGUGCUGGGUGGCUUUGACUGCACAAGCAACUCGGACUGCUCGCAUUUGAGUCAGGGCGAGGAACGGGGCUGGAAGUUCCACGGCGACGAGAGCUUCGACUCAUACGGCGCUGCGCAGAGCAAAGGCGUCAAGGUCAGCGAUGGUAGUUUUGGCGAUGGGUCGAAGCUGUGA